This is a messenger RNA of Diorhabda carinulata, 1107 nucleotides long. RefSeq names its product methyl-CpG-binding domain protein 2 (gene MBD-like). NCBI's taxonomy places the organism in Eukaryota, Metazoa, Arthropoda, Insecta, Coleoptera, Chrysomelidae. The transcript has 2 exons. The record is from RefSeq and is a predicted model, not a curated record. Bases 177 to 779 code for a protein of 200 amino acids.
UAUUUAUGCACACUAAUGAGUACUUAACCAACAGAAUAUACCAGGGUAUGUAACCACUAUAUUUUUGAUAUAAUAUAAACAAAAACGCUCAUUUGUCUUAGUUCAUAGUAAUAUUCAGUAUAUAACAAGACACAUUAUUGGGACUCAUUUUAAUCUUUUUACUAAAAUCAAUACUAAUGGCUAGUAUUACUAUUGAAAAAACUAAAUAUGAGUGUGCUCAAGUUCCCAAACGAUGGCAAAGAGACGAUGUUUUACGUAAAACGGGUAUAACUGUGGGCAAAGUUGAUUUAUAUUAUGGAAGAGGAGUCAGAAAUGACGGUUCACUUGUUCCUCCUAUAAGGCAGACGGCUAGUAUUUUCAAACAACCAGUAACAGUGUACAAAUUACAGGAAAGUAAAGUUAAGAAUGAUUAUAAAAAUGGCAAUCAAGAAAAGCCCAAACAAUUAAUAUGGGAGAAAAGAUUAGAAGGCUUAAGAGCCUGUGACAUGGAUGGUUUUGAGUUUGAAGCAAUGGAAUUACCUAAAGGACUAAAGCCAGUGGGACCAAAUGUCACAGAAGAUACAAUAAUUCAAAGUGUUGCCACAGCUCUGCAUGUAUCUUCUCAACCAGUUACAGGUCAAACUAGUACUAAAGUACUUCUGGAGAAAAAUCCAGGAGUCUUUCUCGAUCCUAAACAACCAUUGGUUCAUGCUGUAAAUAUUUCAGAUGAUGAUAUCAAGAGGCAAGAAGAGAGGGUAACACUUGCAAGAAAGAAAUUGCAAGAUGCAUUGAAAUUAUAAUGUUUAAGUUAAUCAUUUUAUUUAUUAUGUCAUUUUUGUACUGAAAUAUUUAAUAAUUAUGUAAUAAAUGUACUAUAUUAUUUAUUACACAUUGUCAUUGUUCUGGCAAAAGUCAGACCAAUAGUGUUGAAAUUAGUUGAUCUAUAGACUGACAAAAUUUACUCAGCAAGCAAAAUUCGCAAUUUUGCCUGCGUUCUAAUAAUUUAUCUUCAGCACUGCCUGAAACAGGAAAAAUUUCAUUCCACUCAAGUCCACCAUUAGUUAUUUUUACUUGUCCUUUGACUUGUUGUCGGUGAUUGGUAUUAUUAAUACAAAUUUUGCCGAUUUA